This is a messenger RNA of Danio aesculapii, 4554 nucleotides long. RefSeq names its product heparan sulfate 2-O-sulfotransferase 1a (gene hs2st1a). Gene Ontology annotation, cellular component: membrane. Gene Ontology annotation, molecular function: heparan sulfate 2-sulfotransferase activity. The record is from RefSeq and is a predicted model, not a curated record. Bases 274 to 1338 code for a protein of 354 amino acids. The transcript is spliced from 7 exons. Lineage: Eukaryota; Metazoa; Chordata; Actinopteri; Cypriniformes; Danionidae.
CCAGGAUUUAUCAACAACUGAACGUACGCUACUGCUGCUCAACUACAACAGAGCCACGGCUGUUCCUAUUCAAUAAGUAUACCGCGUUUUAAUCAUAACUGUUUUGUCGCGGCAGUGUGAUAUUAAACUGUAGUGUAACGUAGUUUGCAGUUUGUUUAUAUUCGAGGACCGAUAUACUGGAAUCAUGAAAUAGCCACACUGCUCACUGCAUCCAUGAACUGUGUUUAAUAAAGUUCUCGGUCACGGCAUGUCCUCUUUUUGCUGGAUUUUUUGAUGGGGCUUUUAAGGUUAAUGAUGCCGCCGAAGUUUCAGCUCCUGGCUCUGCUGGCCUUCGCUAUUGCCAUGAUCUUUUUGGAGAACCAAAUCCAGAAGCUCGAGGAGUCACGGGGGAAGCUGGAACAAGCCAUUGCCAGACAUGAGGUGCGAGAGAUCGAGCGACGGCACAGUCAAGAGAGGGUGAAGGAGGUGCAGCUUGAGGAGGAUGAUACAGUGGUCAUCUACAACCGAGUGCCCAAAACAGCCAGCACCUCGUUCACCAACAUCGCCUACGACCUGUGCAACAAGAACCACUACCAUGUGCUGCACAUCAACACCACCAAAAACAAUCCCGUCAUGUCGCUUCAGGAUCAGGUACGGUUUGUAAAGAAUGUGACGUUAUGGAAGGAAAUGAAGCCGGCCUUCUACCAUGGACAUGUUUCCUUUCUGGACUUCACCAAAUUUGGAGUGAAAAAAAAGCCUAUUUACAUAAAUGUUAUCCGAGAUCCUAUUGAGCGUCUGGUGUCGUACUAUUAUUUCCUGCGAUUUGGUGAUGAUUACAGACCGGGCCUACGACGCAGAAAACAAGGAGACAAAAAAACAUUUGAUGAGUGUGUCUCCGCUGGAGGGUCCGACUGCGCUCCAGAGAAACUGUGGCUUCAGAUUCCCUUCUUCUGCGGUCAUUACUCUGAGUGCUGGAACAUUGGCAGCCGGUGGGCUCUGGAGCAGGCGAAAUACAACCUGGUGAAUGAAUACAUGUUAGUUGGAGUGACGGAGGAGCUGGAGGACUUCGUUAUGAUGCUGGAAGCGGCUCUUCCUCGCUUCUUUAAAGGGGCCACAGAGCUCUAUAGGACAGGGAAGAAAUCCCAUCUAAGGAAAACCAGUGAGAAGAAGCCACCCACCAAAGAGUCUAUAGCCAGACUGCAGCAGUCCAACAUCUGGAAAAUGGAGAACGAGUUUUAUGAGUUUGCACUCGAGCAGUUCCAGUACGUUCGGGCUCAUGCGGUGAGGGAAAAAGAUGGAGAACUGUACCUUCUGACACAGAACUUUUUCUAUGAGAAAAUCUACCCCAAAACUACCUGAUAACACUGUACGCUGUGGUCAGAAACACUGGAGAGAGAGGACACUUUGUUUGUUUCUUUGACAGACACAUGUUCUCCAUCUGGAUGUGAAUGUGUAAUACGAGUACGUGCCACAGGGAAGAGUCCUGCGGCCAAAUAGCUUUUAUGGGCUUUAUUCUCCAAUGCAUAUCAUUUGAAGAAGGGUUCACAGCCCCUCGGAUGACUUUAAAAGUGACUUGAUCAUGUCAUUUUCCAUCGCCGUAGGUUUAUACAGGUGCUGGUGCUGCCACAUUUCACAGGUUUGUUUUCUUUUUUAGCCUUAUUUAAUGAGUGUUCUUUGAGUGAAUGAUGCAGUUUUACGAGUUUGUGUUUCUUAUUUUUAAAGUGUUGAAAGGGUAUGGAUGACUACUAAACAUUCUUGAACUUUAGCAAAUUAAAAAGGUACAGUUUAUUUCCAUAUAGUAAAAUGUUUGAUUUCUUUUAAAAGUUGUUUCUCGGUUACACCGAUGAGGAUGUACACUAUCUGACAAAAGUCUUGUCGCUGAUUCAAUUUUUAGGAACAGUAAAUAAUAACUUGACUUCUAGUUGAUCAUUUGAUAUCAGAAGUGGCUUAUUUAAAGGCAAAAACCUCUAGAUUAGGCUUAUUUUAUCUAAAUAAAAUAUGAUCAUGCCUUGAUUUUUAAGUAUUUAAUAAGGACAGUGAUGUCUGACUUUGCUUAGACAAAAGUCUUGUCAUUUAACAGAAAUAAUGUAGAGUAGAGAAUAUAAAGUCAUGCUGCAGUGGAAAAAGAAUGAAUAUUUGGUAUGACUCCCAUGAGCUUGGAGGACUGCAUCCUUACAUCUCUGCAAUGACUCAGAGAACUUAAAAUAAAGUCAUCUGGAAUGGCAAAGAAAGCGUCAAGAUUCUUCGAAUUGAUCUUCAAAGCCUCCUCCUUCAUCUUACCCCAGACUUGCUCAAUAAUGUUCAUGUCUGGUGACUGGGCUGGCCAAUCGUGGAGCACUUUAUUUGCUUUCAGGAACUUUAAUAUGGAGGCCUAAGUAUAAGGAGUGCUAUCCUGCUGAAGAAUUUGCCUUCUUCUGUGAUUUGAAAUGUAAUGGGAAUCACAAAUGUCUUGAUACCUCAGGCUGUUAAUGUUGCCAUCCACUCUGCAGAUCUUUCGCACGCCCCCAUUCUGAAUGUAACCCCAAACCAUGAUUUUUCCUUCACCAAACGACUGAUUUCUGUGAGAAUCUUGAGUCUAUGCAGGUUUCAAUAGGUCUUCUGCAGUAUUCGUGAUGAUUGGGAUGCAGUUCAACAGAUGAUUCAUCAGAAAAAUCUACACUGUAAAAAUGGCCGUGAUUUCAACGAUAAAAAACUGUAAAAAUGCUUCAGUACAAAUUCGUAACCUGGUUAACAGUAUGUUUCCUUAAUAUAUAUACAACAAAAAAUCGUAAAUUGACUUUCCCAGAAUGCCCUGCAUGGCACAUCACUUUUAUGCUUUUUGUUAACAUUACUAUGGAGCUUCUUAGUUGUUUCCCCAUCAGUUAUGUACAAUAGAGAUUUAUGUUACAUCUAAUGUUGAUACAAUGUUUAUUUCAUGACUUUAAUUUUAUGCGUGUUACCAUACUGGUGUUCAGUAGCUGUGUGAAAGACACUGAGCACCUUCUAUAUAUUGAUACUCUUUUCUGCUUGUGGGAAAAGUUGAUUGUGAUGAGCAUUGGUUCAUUAUGUAACUUCCUCAUCACCACCUGCAUAUGGCUGUGCUAACGUGUCUAACUGUGUAACAAAAGAUGUGUAGAUGUUGGUAAUUCAAAAUACAGACAUUUUACCUAUACAAAUUAUUAAAUAUGGUAGUUUACUGUAAAAAUGAGAAAUUACUUUUACCGUUUGUACCGUAUAAUUAACGGUAAAGUACUGGCAACAACAGCUGCUGGUUUUUUACUGUAAAUUUUACAGUAUUUUACAGUUUUACAUUUUACAAUUUUAUUUUUUUACAGUGUAGCUUCUGCCACAUUUUUGAAAUGAUCAACUAGAAAUCAAGUUAUUAUUUGUAGCUCUUACAACUGGGAUCGACGACAAGACUUCUGUCAGGUAGUGCAUAUAUUUUACAUUAUAUUUUGUAAUAUUAGAUUGUUUUGUUUCAAAAGAAUUCUACAUUAUUGCUGUUUGCCUUUUUUAAAAUCAAAACCUUUUAUCUGCAUUUUUGUUUCAUCGAUUUCAGAAAAUAUAUUUUUAUCUAAGAAUUUAUGUAUGUAAAUACUGGUCAUUACAGUUGCUGUUGGACCAAAACAUUUAAAUAUGGGAGGAUUACAAAAAAAUGUAUUAAAAAAAAUGUUUGUUUUUUUGGGAGGGUUUUUUUACAAAAAAAAAUCUAAAACCCACAUCUGCAUGUCUGUCUGUUAUUAUUUCUUGGUAAGCAGCAAUUCAUUUCCUUAACAUUUAUUUUUAUAUAUUUUAUGACUGAUUUAUCAUGUUUUUUUUUACAUAACAUGAACGUACUUAAUUUCAAAGCCUGGUACCAUUAGUUUGCUGCUUUUAUCAUUCAGAGAUUAUCAACUUUAAUUGAAGAAAAGACUGUAAAUCAAUUCAUCAAGACUGUGCCUUUUUUCCUAUAGCUGUCGUAGUUACAGCCAGUUUAAAUAUGACUUGACAUCUCGGCGUGUGAAUUGUUUUACAAUGAGAAUCGUUCACAUGUAGUCGUGCAUAGAUUGUCAUUAUGAAAAUGGAAAUGGCUUACCAUAUGAAACUGUUGAUGGUAUACAAGAGAGGAACUGAUGUCUUUUUGAAAAUGAAAAUGCAUCUGCUAAGUUCAUUAUACAAUUCCAAUGUUUAUAUAUGGACAUGUUCUUUUACUGGCUACACAUUUGUGCAUGAAAUGGGUGCUGGGUUGCACAUUUGACCCUAAAAUCUCCAACACACACGAUGAGUAGAACAGUCACUCUUUGUCAUUAAUUUUCACUCUGUACUUUAGAAAACUAUUUUGAGGAUUUGCAGGUUCUUUUGGAUGUUUUUAGACUAUCAAACUCAGUCUGUACUGUAUAUGAAAGUAGAGUAGCUUGUACAUAUGAAAUUGAUAUUGGUAUGUCGUUUUCUUUGAUUUCACAGUGCCACCAUGUGAGCCUGUGUUUGUGUUUCUCGUUUUAAAUGAAUGAGACUCUUAGGGGUUUUCUCUUUUCUGCUGACUGUGCUGAGGUAGACCUGAAAACAGGUUGAUUUUUGAAUAUGUCAGCCAUAAUAAAAAAGACUUUGAUUUGUUUA